AUGCCAUAUCAAAGGCACGGGGCAACCCCAAAUCAGGACCCCAAAAACGAGGACGAAACAGAGCCCCCAUUAACCGAAACUACUGCCCCUCAACCCGUCUCACCAGACUCCUUGCAACGACAACUAUGCAACCCAAGCGGAACCGAAACCCCUUCAGCACAAGAAGCAUCAGCACCAGCGCCAGCAAAAUCCGAAGCAUGUAGCUCUUUCUCUAAAAAUGCAACGAAUCUCUAUACGAUCUCAUACCUCGUCUUCUUUGCUAUAUUGGGCACUCUCGCGCGCCUGGGUCUACAGGCCCUAACCUCUUAUUCUGGCGCGCCGGUCGUAACAGGAGUGUUAUGGGCUAAUGUAGCAGGUAGUCUGAUAAUGGGCUUCCUAUUAGAAGACAGAAGCCUCUUCCGCGAAGAAUGGGGUAACUCCAUGAAAGAUGGUGCUGUCCAAAUACCCGCGACGCACCACAAGGCAGUCAAGAAGACUAUCCCGCUGUACAUUGGGCUGACAACAGGCUUCUGUGGCUGCUGUACAUCCUUCUCAUCAUUCAUACGAGAUGUCUUCCUAGCGCUAGCGAACACCCUACCAGACCCCUCACUACAAUCCGGCACGGACAUUGCCUCUCGUAACGGCGGCUACAGUUUCAUGGCGCUGGUCGCAGUCUUUCUCGUCACCGUAUCGCUUUCUCUUUCCGCGCUGAUCUUCGGCGCGCACCUCGCUCUAGCAAUGGGCGCAUUCACGCCUACAAUCCCUUUCCGAUUCACGCGACGCGUAGUCGACCCCGCUGUCGUCGUGCUGGCUUGGGGCUGUUGGCUCGGCGCCGUGUUCAUGGCCAUAUGGCCGCCAGACCGAUUCCACGCCGCCGAAACUUGGCGUGGACAAGCUAUUUUCGCAAUAGUAUUUGCGCCGGUUGGCUGUUUGCUCCGGUUUUACGUCUCGCUGUUGCUGAACGGUCGCGUCGCUACGUUCCCGCUUGGUACUUUUGCUGUGAAUAUGUUUGGCACAGUUGUUGAGGGGGUGUGUUAUGAUUUGCAGCAUGUUGUUGGGGUUGCUGGGGUUCCUGCUGCGCUGACUGGGUGUCAGGUUUUGCAGGGUGUUAUGGAUGGGUUUUGUGGGAGUACCACUACUGUUAGUACGUGGGUUUCUGAGCUUAAUGGGCUGUCGAGAAAGAGGUAUGCUUAUUUUUAUGGGGGAGUGAGCUUUUUAAGCGCACUUGGACUUUUGGUUGUUAUUAUGGGUUCGUUGUUGUGGACUAGAGGGUUUGAUGAGCCUAUUUGUGGAUGA
Messenger RNA from Penicillium taxi, 1275 nucleotides. Its product is annotated as FluC/FEX family fluoride channel. The record is from RefSeq and is a predicted model, not a curated record. The coding region runs from base 1 to 1275 and encodes 424 amino acids. Gene Ontology annotation, molecular function: fluoride transmembrane transporter activity. Gene Ontology annotation, cellular component: membrane. Gene Ontology annotation, biological process: fluoride transmembrane transport. The transcript has a single exon. NCBI's taxonomy places the organism in Eukaryota, Fungi, Ascomycota, Eurotiomycetes, Eurotiales, Aspergillaceae.